Molecule: messenger RNA, 2772 nt
Organism: Capsella rubella
Lineage: Eukaryota; Viridiplantae; Streptophyta; Magnoliopsida; Brassicales; Brassicaceae
Exons: 4
Coding region: 293-2665 (790 amino acids)
Source: RefSeq, a predicted model, not a curated record
CGCGUUCACCGAUUGACUCUCUCUGGUUAAAAUAAAAGUCCACAGUUAUGGAAAGUAACCACGGCGAUUUACAGAGAUGCCACGUGGCACGGAACGCUCUCCUUUUUCUUCCUCGUGUUGAUAUUUUUGUCCCCUUUUGGUGUGUUUCCCCUUCACAAGGCGCGAUUUGAGUCGCCCUCGCAUUUCAAACCCUUCUUCUUCUCCGGCGCAUACCUUUUGCUCUCUCUCUCUCUCUCUCGUUAACAACCCUAGUUUCGUCUUCAGAGCUUUGUGUACUUCGCCGUAAUUAGCGAUGCUUCCACACUCGUACACCGUCGAUUCGCUUUCGCAAUCCCAAGACCUAGCGUCGACUAUACUCGCAGCUUCCACGCCGCCGAACAUCUCCGCUGCUUGCUCUUCCGUUGAAUCGUUUCUUCACGCACAUACGCCUGAUCAGUGUCGCCAUUUCUUCUCUAUCACUUUUCCGAGUUUAAUCUGUAAGAUCUUCGGCUUCGGCGACCCAACCGCGGCACAGUCUCCGUCGUUACGGCCGAACGGUUGGAUCGAUGUAGUCUCGGCGGCUAACGAUUUGGAUUUAGCGGAAAGAGUGUUCGCUCUCUUAUCCCCUAGUGGUAUACUCAUGAGCUCAAUCUUUGCUGUUGAUAAAUUGUCUCUUGUUAAGUACGUUUUCCCGACGGAACGUUUACCGGAGUAUGCUCGAUUCAUGCUCUCCAGCGAGAAGGAUCGAAGUGCGUUAUCUAAUCUGUGCCCCUUUUUGAAAGACAAAAUUGAGGAGGAUUCACUUCGGGGUUCAUCUUAUGAAGUUAGGCUAAAUGUUUUCGAGUAUUACAUGUUUUGGCUCUCUUAUUAUCCGGUUUGUAGAGGCAACAAUGAAACUUCAUCUGUGAUUCCUAUCCAAAAGAAAAAUAUGUUUAGGCUACAGAAUUGGACACAUAUGAAAGGUUUUCCAGGGAGUAACAAGCGUGACCCAGAUCAGAAAUUGGAGUGUAAUAUCUACUUAAGGCUUCUUUACUCAUAUCUGAAAGCUUUUGUUCCUGUUUUCGACUUAAAUGCACACCAGCCUUAUCGUAGCUCUCUUUUGCAUUACGGACAUGGGUAUGAUGGGUCAGUAAUGACGAGAGCUGAGUUCUUGGUAAAUGUGUUCGUGCAUUAUUGGCUGGUUGAGAAUGACUUCUCACCGUUUCCUGUUGUUACGGCUAAAUCUUUUGGUGUGGCUCCUCCUUUCCGUUCUGCUGUGGAGGAGAUUCCACCUACUUGUGGGUUGGAAGAAGUAGUGAAGUUGCUUGUCAAGUAUCUGAAUUUGAGCUGGGUUACAAGUGGUGUUGGGAGUGAAAACUACGUUGAGUCUGGCGAGAGUCCACGGUGGAAGACUCCGACUUCAGGAUCAUCAUUCCAUGUUGCCAAUUUGAGCCUCAGACCGCUCACUUCUUGGAAUACUCAUUUACAGAGGCCGCUCUAUCGUUAUAUUUUGAGGAGUUUCUUGUUCUGUCCCAUAGGAAGCUCAAUUAAGAAUGCGUCUCAGGUGUUCUCCAUUUGGGUUAUGUACCUGGAACCAUGGAUUAUCAGUUUAGACGAUUUCUCAGAUCUUGAAGCUUCUUUAAAUGGAUCUUUAAAAGAUGUGAAAAAGGAAGAGUCAUAUGAAUUACGCGAUUGUGGAUACACGUCUUUGUGGCAGAGCUAUGUGAUAUCUAAUUAUCUCUACUACAGUUCUCUGGUCAUGCAUUUUAUUGGCUUUGCGCACAAGUUCCUUCAUACAGAUCCAGAAAUAAUAACUCAGAUGGUUCUGAAGGUAAUGAGUGCAUUGACUUCGUCAAAAGAGCUUUUGUUUCUGAUGAAGAAUAUUGAUAAAGCCUAUCACACCAAACAAACUGGACCAGGAAAUUCAAAAGUGAACGAAUUCUCGAGAUUUGCUCCAUCUAUUCGUGAGCAGUUGAAGGAUUGGGAAGAUGGGUUGUGUGAGAGCAACGCUGAUGGUUCAUUCUUGCAUGAAAACUGGAACAAAGACUUGAAACUCUUUAGUGAUGGUGAAGAUGGCGGACAACAACUGCUUCAGUUAUUCAUACUACGGGCAGAAGCCGAACUGCAAACUGUAUCCGAUAAAAAUAACACAGAGGCCCUUAAGUGUGUAGAUUCACUAAAAUCAGCGGUUUCAAACUUCUUUGGCGGGCAUGUUGUAAAACCAAUUGCUUUUUCCCUAGAGCCGGACCAUCCCCAGAGGAACCGUGACGAGCUCUUCAAGCCGCGUGGUGCUGGCAAUCAAAUAGCAGGCAGUGUGAAGUACAAAGGGGACUGGAUGACCCGUCCCAUAUCAGAAGAUGAGGUUGCGUGGAUGGCUAAGCUUCUAAUCAACAUCUCAAUCCGGCUCAAUGAUCGUCUUGGGCUAAACCAAUCGGAGACCAACAAAGACAAGAAAGAGAAUUCAGAGUCGGUGUCAUAUGUUGACGUAUCAGGGGAAGAUGUGAGAAGCAUUAGCGGAGCUGGAGAUGCUGCGAAGAUGCUGUUGCGAGGGAUGGUGAUGGUAUGUGGUAUGGUGUUGCAGCUAAUGAAAAGAUUCGGGGUUCGAGUCAACCUCCGGGUCAUGGCGUCCAAAAAGUGUCUGAUGCUUUUAUUCCUCUAUAUCUUGUUUCUUGGUCUCAAAAGGAUUGUAACUAGAAUGAUUUCGUAGUGUCUGGAUGCUAAAGUAUAAGGAAAUAGACCCUCUAAGUUGCAUAGAGGAUUUGAUAGGAAUUGCAAAGCUUAUUACGAAACAGGGACAAGUUUUUCGGGUAUUUA